Molecule: messenger RNA, 3507 nt
Organism: Saprolegnia parasitica CBS 223.65
Lineage: Eukaryota; Oomycota; Saprolegniomycetes; Saprolegniales; Saprolegniaceae
Exons: 9
Coding region: 1-3507 (1168 amino acids)
Source: RefSeq, a predicted model, not a curated record
AUGCUGGAAAGCGGCAACGCCCUUUGGUCGCUCUCGAGAACGCACAUCGACCAUUUUGCUGCGUACGCAGCGCACGCCCGCGAGCAACUGUCCAUUGCGGACGAGCUCCACGAGUAUCACUCGGUUCGCCACGCGUGGCGGGCGUGGCACUUUGCUCUGCAACGUCAGCAGAUCCAGCGACGCUGGCCGGGCCAGUGGGCGACGCAGCGUUUACGGCGCGCGAUUGCCUCCUGGCAUCGACAUCGUUACGACCGCGUGACGCGCCGAACGCAGACCCUCGAGGCGCGCCGGUACUUUCUACGCGGCCUGCAGCGACGGAUGUGGCAUCAGUGGUGGCAGUACGUGCAGCUGCGCCGUGCCGGACGCGUGCGCCGACGUGAGACCAUCGAGCACCUUCUUUGGUUUCGGGUUGCUCAGCGGGUCACGCAAUGGCGCCACGAAGCAAAUGCAAGAGCCCAAACUCGGUCGCUCGUUUUAUUGGGGCACACGAAAAGCCUCGCGCACCAGCAGCGCCGCCAUGUGCGCCGCUGGUGGACGCAAAGUCGCUUGCGUCGAGAACGCGAAGAACGCGCGACCGCCGCUGCGGCGUGGCGGCGCCAGAAGCAAGUGUGCAUGCCGUUCCUCGCCUGGGCGCGUACGGCAGAGCGGCAGCAACAGCUCCGAAAGGACGUCGCCGAGCGUUUAGGGUACCGCGCCAACGUGAUGGCCGGUCGAGUGCUGCAGCGGUGGCGUGCGUUCGCGGCCAAAGCGCUCACCAAGCGAGCGGCGUCCGAGCAUUACCUGCAGCGGAGUCUGCAGCGGCGCAUCCGGCAGUGGCACGCCAUCGCAGCUCAAGAUCGCGAGCUUCGGCGACGCCUCGGGCGCUCCGUGCACGCGAUCGUCGACUUGACGCAACGAGGUGUCGUACGCGCGUGGGCCUCGCACGCUCGACAGCGGCGGCAAAAGGAGCAGAACCUGCGCGUCGCAACCGACCAUGCACGUCAGCGGCUGCGCCGCCGCGUCUACGCGCACUGGCUCGAUGUCUACCGUCGGCAGCUGCGGCUGCGGGAAGGUCUCCAGAUGCACCGCGUGCGGCUUCGACGCCGCGUUCUCAUCGCCUGGUCGCAUGUUCAAGCCCAAAAAGCAAGCGCACGGGAGCAGUCCAAGAGAGCACGCGCCCAUCAAAGUCGCGUGACCUCCCAACGCGUCCUCGCUCAGUGGCUGGUCGUGCAGCAGCGCGCCCAGCAGCAUAACGAGGCCCUUGUCCAGGCUCGUCUCCUCCGCCUCGCGACCCGGCAAUGGCAUCUGCAGAGUCGUCUCAAAUGCUUUCAAGCAUGGCAACGGUACACGGCGCGCACGCAGCGCAAGACCCGGAAUGCAACGGUGAGCACGUGGCUCUUCUUACGCCAGACGCGCCGUCGCAUCUUUCUCCACUGGCGACGGGUAUGCGAACAGCAGCACGACUUGGCCCGACGCGCUGACGUGGCAGCGCGCAUGGCGAGUACGCGCAUCUACCGCGUGGCGUGGCGUCACUGGCAGCGCUUUCUCCAUGCCGCCCACGGUCGCCGGCGCGCGCUGGCACACGCGCGAACGUUGCGCACACAGCGACAACUCGGUGCGUGUUUCCGGUCGUGGAUCCACCGGUCCGAUCGCAAACGGCUCGAGCGCGCCAGGGCGGUCGAGCGCGCCGAGGCCAUUGGCCUCCUCAAGCUCGAACUCGGCGUUGGCGCGUGGCGACGGUUUGCGUCGGGGCGGCGGCGCUACCACGUGCUGGAAUGCCGAGCGAUGGAGCACCUGCGCCAACGCCGCCUCGUGCAGGUGCUGGACUCAUGGGUCGCGUACCGCUACGUUCACAAGGAGCGGGCGCUCGCGCGCGAAAUUGCGGCGGCGCAUUUCGCACACAAAGCGCAGUCGAGCCACUUUGACGCGUGGAUCGAGUACUCGUUUCUUUGCUAUCAAAAGCAGCAAGCCCAAGUGCACUACACACGGCGUCUCCUCACGUCGUUCUUGACGCGUUGGGUCAACGCGCUUGCGGCGUCGACGGUCUCGCCCGACGAGCUCGCACGCGCCCACGCGUUUCGACGCAGAAGAACCUUGCGAGGCGUGUGGCGGGCGUGGCGCUGCUUCGGCGUCGACCGCCUCCAAGCUCGCAUGGCGCGUCUGCAUGCCAGCCGCCAGCGGCUGCACGCGGCGUGGCAGUCGUGGCGCCACGCCAUCCACUUCUCGCGGCAACUGCUGCACGCGCGCGCGUACUUUAGCGCGUCGUCGCUCUGUGUCCAUUUUCUGCGCUGGCGACGCGCCGUUGAGGUCGUGCAGUCGCACCGACGCAGCGCCGACCGACUCCGCCGUCUUCGGCUCACGCACGUGGUGGCCCGAUGGCGCGUGCACGCCGACGCAGCGUCCGAGAGCCGGAUGCAGCAGCACACCGCUGUCCGCGCUGCGUACAAAGGCGCGCUUCGGUGUCAUUUCCGGUCGUGGCGGGCGACCACCGAUCGACGGGUUGCGCACGGCCGUCUUUUGGAGCGCGUGCGAAGCCACCUGAGCAGUCAGAGUGCUCGGACGACCUUUGAACGGUGGUGUCGCUUCACGGCUCGGCGUCGCAGCGACCGAGAGGCGACUGCGAUGGCCGAGAGCCACUGGAUUGCGACCAAGCAACGCCUUGGUGUUCUAUCUCUCGCGAUUGCUGUCGACACCGCCCACGAUCGGCGGGCGACCGCCGCGAGACUGUGUGUGUUUACGCUGCAGCACGUCCACCGCCGCGCGUUUCUUGGGUGGGUGGGCGCCUCGCGCGUAGCGAAAGCGACGCGAGCUCUGCUCCGCAAGGCGCAGCAGCACUUUGGCAAGAAAAGCCUGCGCCAGAGCUGGCAGCAGUGGCGCGCGUUCCAAGGAUACCUGGCGGACCUCCGUCGUCGGCUCUAUACGGCACGCCACGUGUUUUUUAGUUCGCUUCUUUCGCGGUCGUUUGCGCGCCUCAAGACGUUCGCAUGCCGGAAGCGCCAGCUGCGCACGCUCUCAUCGUCCCAACGGCAUCGCCUGCAAUCGACGAGCUUUGGCCGGUACCGCUUCCCACUCUGUACGACACGAAGACGCAUGAAGCGAUGUAGGUGGGCCGCGUACUGCCACGAGCGCAAGCAUCGACAGCACCGCACGGCGCGCGCCGUCAAGCUCCACCGUCAGUCCCGGCAGCGACACUGGUUUGCGCAUUGGCGCAGCGUGGCCUGCGAGCGCUGGAUGACGACGUGGCUCGUCGCGCAUGCGGUGAAUGUGCGCGCGCAGCUCGGUCUCUUGCACGGCGUCCGUCGCUGGCACGAGCGAAUGCAACGCCGACGCGCCGUGGCCCGCCUGCUGUCGCAGCAUCGACGGCCGCGGGACCUCGGCCGUGUACGCGACUGCUGGGUCGCGUGGUGCCACCACCGUGCCAUUCAACGCGCGCACACUGCGCUGGCGCACUCCACCGCACGCCAUCGGGCAAGUCGCAGCCUCCGCGCGUGGCUACUCGCCUACGUCCAUCGCGCCCCCUCGUUGUAG